This is a messenger RNA of Durio zibethinus, 4820 nucleotides long. Lineage: Eukaryota; Viridiplantae; Streptophyta; Magnoliopsida; Malvales; Malvaceae. The record is from RefSeq and is a predicted model, not a curated record.
GUUUAUGGAAACGAAUAAUGAAAUUAUUUGAAGCUUCAGGAUUUGGUUUAAGAUUUUAAGGAAUUUUAAGUUGAUAUUAGAUCGAGGAUUUAAAUUUGCUGAAGGCUUAUAUAAAGUUGUGAUGUAAUGUAUAGUAAAUUCUAGUUGUGAUAGUUGAAGCUUUAACCAUCUUUAUGAAUUAUGCUUUGAGCUUGUUAAUGGUGACCAAGGAUUGAAGAGGACUAGGGUCUGUAUCUUAAACAAUGGUCCCCGCCAUUUGCAUUGCCUGGAUAAGUCUUCGAGUGGGGUCUUAUAUUAAAGCUAGAUGGAACUUUUGGUGAAAGAUGAAAAAUCUACUUUUUUGAUCUCAUCCUUUAUUUGAUUCAUGAUACAUACUCUUAAAGCUCAAGCCUCAGGGUUGUGAAACACUUAGGAGAAAAUGUCUCAGAAAAUUGGGUUUCCUCCUUCCCACCGGUCUACUAAAUCUUUGCCCAUUGAUUUUAGGUUCAUGGGUUCUCCAACUUCCGAUCCCAUCAGAUAUACUGAAGUAAAUUCAGGAAAUAAUGGUGUAACCAGCUUGAGCGGCUCUGAAAAUUGUGAUUCAGGGGUGAAGGUUGUUGAGAGAGUUGAAAAUGGUGUUGCUGAUACUGAUCAGGCAAAUGAGGAUUCACCAUAUAGUGGGAAUAAUAUUUUGGUUGAGGACAGGCCUUCUGUGGAUGAUGAGGACUUGGACUCUGCAGCUGCACCAUUGCCUUCAAUAUCAAAAUCUAACAUCGAACACAGGUGGAGUGACAUAACUUCCUAUGCUGCAAAAAAGAAGGUUCAGUCUUGGUUUCAACUUCCAAACGGGAAUUGGGAGCUGGGGAAGAUAAUGUCAACUACAGGGACUGAGUCUGUUAUUUCUCUUCCUGAUGGGAAAGUUUUAAAGGUGAAUUCUGAUAGUUUGAUACCUGCAAAUCCCGAUAUCCUUGAUGGUGUGGAUGAUCUCAUGCAACUUAGUUAUUUAAAUGAGCCAUCAGUCUUGUUCAAUCUCCAAUAUAGAUACAAUCAAGAUAUGAUAUAUACAAAGGCAGGACCAGUUUUGGUUGCUAUCAAUCCUUUUAAAAAAGUUUCUUUAUAUGGAAAUGACUACAUUGAAGCAUACAAGAAUAAAUCCAUUGAGAUUCCACAUGUCUAUGCAAUCGCAGACACAGCCAUCUGGGAAAUGACACGAGAUGAAGUAAAUUUUUUUUUCCUUCUUAGCGGUGAGAGUGGAGCAGGAAAAACUGAGACAGCAAAGAUAGCAAUGCAAUAUUUGGCAGCUCUUGGUGGUGGAAGUGGAAUAGAAUAUGAAAUAUUGAAGACCAAUCCUAUCUUAGAAGCAUUUGGUAAUGCGAAAACAUUAAGAAAUGACAACUCAAGCCGCUUUGGAAAGUUGAUUGAAAUCCACUUUAGUGAAACUGGAAAAAUAUCUGGGGCCAAGAUUCAAACUUUUUUAUUGGAGAAGUCUAGAGUGGUCCAAUGUGCAGAGGGAGAAAGGUCUUACCAUAUAUUUUAUCAACUUUGUGCUGGCGCUCCCAGUGCUCUCAGAGAGAAGCUAAAUUUGAAGGAUGUGAACGAGUAUAAAUAUUUGAAGCAGAGUAAUUGCUAUUCUAUUACUGGGGUUGAUGAUGCUGAACAAUUUCGCAUUGUCAAGGAAGCUUUAGAUGUUGUCCAUGUUAACAAAGAAGACCAAGAGAGUGUCUUUGCAAUGCUUGCUGCAGUUCUGUGGCUGGGAAAUAUCUCAUUCAUCAUAAUUGAUAAUGAAAACCAUGUUGAAGCUGUCGCAGAUGAAAGUCUAAUCAAUGUUGCUAAGUUGAUUGGAUGUGACACUAUGGACCUUAAUCUGGCUUUAUCAACUCGCAAAAUGAGAGUUGGUAAUGAUAAUAUUGUCCAAAAACUUACAUUAUCACAGGCGAUUGACACAAGAGAUGCCUUGGCAAAAUCAAUUUAUGCAUGUUUGUUUGAGUGGCUGGUAGAACAAAUUAACAAAUCACUUGCUGUUGGCAAGAGGCGAACUGGCAGAUCUAUUAGCAUUCUUGAUAUUUAUGGCUUUGAAUCAUUUGAUAGGAAUAGUUUUGAGCAGUUCUGCAUUAAUUAUGCAAAUGAGAGAUUACAGCAGCAUUUUAAUCGUCAUUUAUUCAAGUUGGAGCAGGAGGAAUAUAUACAAGAUGGCAUUGACUGGGCAAAAGUUGAUUUUGAUGACAACCAAGAUUGUCUUAAUCUUUUUGAAAAGAAACCUUUGGGAUUAUUGUCUCUGUUAGAUGAGGAGUCCACUUUUCCAAAUGGCACUGACUUCACAUUUGCCAACAAGCUCAAGCAGCAUCUGAAUUCCAACCCUUGUUUUAGGGGAGAACGAGAAAAAGCUUUCACUGUCUCUCAUUUUGCAGGAGAGGUUACAUAUGACACAACUGGAUUUCUAGAGAAGAACAGAGACUUACUGCACCUGGAUUCAAUUCAACUACUGUCCUCGUGUUCAUGUCACCUUCCUCAGGCAUUUGCAUCAAAUAUGCUUAGCCAAUCUGAAAGGCCUGUUGUUGGUCCUUUACAUAAAGCUGGUGGUGCAGAUUCUCAAAAGCUAAGUGUUGCAACAAAAUUUAAGAGUCAACUCUUCCAACUAAUGCAACGUCUAGAGAGCACUACUCCACAUUUCAUACGUUGUAUAAAGCCCAACAACUUUCAGUCUCCUGGAUCAUAUGAGCAAGGACUUGUUUUGCAGCAACUGAGAUGCUGUGGAGUCCUAGAGGUUGUUCGUAUAUCACGGUCUGGCUUUCCCACCAGAAUGUCUCACCAGAAGUUUGCUAGAAGGUAUGGUUUUCUUCUAUUGGAAAAUGUUGCCUCACAAGAUCCGCUGAGUGUUUCAGUUGCAAUUCUUCAUCAAUUCAACAUUUUGCCUGAGAUGUAUCAAGUUGGCUACACAAAAUUGUUUUUCCGUACUGGGCAGAUUGGGGUUCUUGAGGAUACAAGAAAUCAUACUCUUCAUGGCAUUUUAUGUGUUCAAAGCUGCUUCAGAGGGUAUCAAGCUCGCCGCCACUUUAAGGAGCUUCAAAGAGGAAUUGCUACCCUGCAGUCAUUUGUCAGAGGAGAGAAAACCAGGAAAAAAUAUGCUGUCUUAUUGCAGAGACAUAGAGCUGCUGUUAUUAUACAAAAGCAGAUUAAAGGCAGGAAUGCAAAGAAAACAUUCAAGAACAUUACUGAUGCAUCAAUUGUGAUACAAUCAGUUAUUCGUGGCUGGUUGGUCAGAAGAUGCUCUGAAGAUAUAGGAUUGCUCAAAUCUGGAGGCUCUAAGGCAAAUGAAUCAGAUGAGGUGCUGGUCAAAUCAUCAUUUCUUGCUGAACUACAGCGACGAGUUCUUAAAGCUGAGGCUGCUCUGAGGGAGAAAGAAGAGGAAAAUGAUAUCCUCCACCAAAGGCUCCAACAAUAUGAAAGCCGUUGGUCUGAGUAUGAGCUAAAAAUGAAGUCCAUGGAAGAAGUGUGGCAGAAACAAAUGAGGUCUCUACAAUCGAGUCUCUCCAUUGCAAAGAAGAGCCUAGCAGUUGAUGAGUCAGAGAGAAAUUCAGAUGCAUCAGUUAAUGCAAGUGAUGAAAAAGAGUAUAGCUGGGAUACAGGAAGUAAUCAUAAGGGCCCUGAGAACAAUGGUUUGAGACCAAUGAGUGCAGGCUUGAGUGUUAUAAGUCGGCUGGCGGAGGAAUUUGAGCAGAGGAGUCAAGUUUUCGGUGAUGAUGCCAAGUUUUUGGUGGAAGUAAAAUCAGGUCAGGUUGAAGCAAGCCUGAACCCAGACCGCGAGCUUAGAAGAUUGAAGCAGAUGUUUGAAACUUGGAAGAAGGAUUAUGCAGCAAGAUUACGAGAAACAAAAGUGGUGUUGAAUAAACUUGGAAAUGAAGAAGGUGCACUUGACAGGGUGAAAAAGAAGUGGUGGGGCAGGAGGAACAGCACAAGGUAUACUUAAAUUUGAUUAAUAUUAUUAUUCUUUCAAGUUGGUGGGUGUUGCUAUUAGCUGCAUAGAGUAUUCGUAAUUGCGUAGAGAAAUUGUGAGAGUUUUGUUGUUAGAAGUGAUUUGGUUAAUGAAGAGGGCAGUAAUUGAAGUGCAUACCCAAAGUUUAAAUAUGUAUAUUAUAUUUUUGUUAUUGAAAAGCUAAUCUUAUGUCCACAGAGUUUGGGCUUUUGCUUGUUUGUCGCUGAAAUGCUGAAAGCUUGUAUUAUGAAUCAUGAUAAUCUUCUGUUUAAUUGCUUCCUUCUCUUUGGCAACUUAAAUUUUAGAACGGCUUCCUCGUGUUUUCUUUUGCAUUAACGUUUGGGUUGUUACUUAAUGUUAGUUUUCAACAGUACUGGUAAUGUUUUGUAUGGGUUAAGGAAAGAUCCAGCAGUUUUAAGCUUUUCUAUCAAACUCUAACUAAACUUUUUUUUUUUUUUAAAUUUUUUCACCCACCUUUCAUUCUCCCACUUUUUACCUACCAAGGCAAUGCCAAAGUACUUAAAACACAAAAAACUAAUUCAUGCAAAGGUUCCACCAUCAAGUUUGACUCCCCAUUCCCUUCGUUUUAAUUAGCUGGUUGACCAAGAUUUGCUUGCUUCGAAUUCGAUGUAGCAUCACUAAACCAAGUUGUCUUGAUUUAUUUCAUGACGUUGUGGAAAGUAUGUGUUAUUUGUAUGGUUUUAUUCUGUCAACAGAGAAGAUAAUUUUGGUUGCAAAAGUUUAGGCCAUGGCCAAUGGCUCUCUGCCGAACCAGGAUCAAAUGUCAUGUGCUUCCCUUUUCAAUCUAAAAGAAGUUUGGAUUGGUGACGUUUUCCUUCUGUUAAUUAUGCAAGGUUUUUCUUGCAUG